CAAUCUUAACAAUAACUUGUUUUGCUUGCUCCAUUUUUAUAUUCAAUCUUAACAAUAAUUUGUUUACUUGGUCCAUUUUUAUGAUAACAACUUGGUCGACACGCAUAACUAACUAUGACUACAAAGCACAAAUAACUUGCUUCCCAAGUUUCUUAUCCCCUCCCUCUCUGUCUACAACCUUAACAUAUAUAAUCACAAUACAUUCAUCUAUAUUUCGCAUCAAUCUUUGUCUCAAUACCUCAAUUCAACAAAAAUGAAGAGAGAGGGUAAGCAACAUGGCAUGGUGAGGACAUACAGGAUCCUACCAAACCCGAAACCCAACACCCGAUUCGUCACCCGGCUCGAUUCGCCUCCAACAGCUGGACUUUUCGCAAAGGUUCCCUCCAAGCCCACCAACCAUUCCAAAUUCACCGGGAAAUGCAACAAGGCGCGGUGCAGUGAUUGCCGUCUCCAUCCGGUCUCAAAGUCAAAGAACAAAUCCAAAGGGAGUUUCAAGCAUUUUCAGGUCAUGGAUCAACCCGGUUUGAAAUUUAGAGGGUUGUCCGCGACCGGGACUUUGAACCAUCUAUCUAAUUGUUAUAUGGAUGAUGAUGAUGAUGUGGAAGAUGAAAAUGUUGUUGACCAUGUGGAUGAUGUGAAAGAUGAAAGUGUUGUUGACCAUGUGGAUGAUGAUCAUGUGAAAGAUGAAAGUGUUGUUGAACAUGUGGAUGAUGUGGAAGAUAAAAGUAUUGUUGACCAUGUGGAUAAUGAUGAUGAGGUGGAAGAUGCAAAUAAUUCAUGCAUUCUAGAAGAAAAAGAAGUGGAGUAUCCGUUGCGUGUUGAACAAGUUAAGGAAGAAAAAUAUGAAGAUGAAGAUUGGUGUUGGGUGGAAGUGGAAUGUUGUUCAUGAUUUGAUGAUAUUGUUUGUUUUUACUAACAAAUUGCAAUUGCUUGAUAAUUGCUUCAAAUGUAUCAUUACCAAUACAGAGGAAAGAUCCAAAAUUAUUAUGGAUAACACAUUAGGAUCUGUUAAUUACACCUUUCAAAUAAAUAUUACUCCUUCUGUUUUCAAUAUAUACUACCAAUUACUUUCUCUAUCUCUGUUGCUGGAAUCGAUCCGAGAAGGUUAAGUUCAGAAACUCAUUCAAUGGUAAGCCAACCAAUCUACUCAAUAAUAUACUCCCAAUUAAGGAGUUACUCUGAUCAAUAUGCAAAUUUUAAAUAUAUUGUCACCAAAAGAAUAAUUGAUAAAAAAACAUAGUUACACUUUUGAUAUAUGGGAUUUUGGUCCAUUUAAUUUUGUUCCAAUGAUUUUUAGUCUAUUUUGAAAUUUGAUGAAGCUUGAUUCUAUCACCAAUUUUUUUUUUUUGACAGAAAUUCUAUCACCAAUUGUAUAUCAUAUAAUCCUAUUAAAAUCUCAUGUCUUAACAAGUAUUUGAUUGGUCAUGAAUGUGAGAUAUAAAUGAAAUUAAAAAGUUUAGAUGUAAUAAAUUCUAAGAAUUUUGUUGAGUUUGAAAAUGAAUUGAGAAGAAGAGACAUCCAUAUCCUUGGUUCGUCCCGCCAUUUUUGGCAGGUCCAAGUAAGGUUUUUAUUUUGACCCUCAAUUUUGUGUGUCCCACUCUGUAUUUUGAGUAGGCGGUGAGCUAAAACCAAAAGAAUAUGGCCGUUUAUCCCUUUUAGGCUUUAGGAAUUGGCAGAAUUAGGGGUGGCAAACGGGCAUGCCCGCGCCGUUUAGGUCGCGAGAAAAUGGAGCGGGACUGAGCAGGCAUAUUUGAGAGUACGGGUCUAAAACGUUGUCCCGCCCCGCAAAAAAGUGAGGACGGGGCGGGGAAGGUCCGCAGACAUUGAACCUUUUAGGCCUAAAAAUAAUAAAAUUGUGUGAAAAAGCUCAUGCUCGCAAAAGCCCUAAACAAAUGGGACAAGGCAGAC
Molecule: messenger RNA, 1908 nt
Organism: Vicia villosa (hairy vetch)
Lineage: Eukaryota; Viridiplantae; Streptophyta; Magnoliopsida; Fabales; Fabaceae
Exons: 1
Coding region: 254-889 (211 amino acids)
Source: RefSeq, a predicted model, not a curated record